Molecule: messenger RNA, 1408 nt
Organism: Stegodyphus dumicola
Lineage: Eukaryota; Metazoa; Arthropoda; Arachnida; Araneae; Eresidae
Gene: Gnmt
Product: Glycine N-methyltransferase
Biological process (GO): S-adenosylmethionine metabolic process; one-carbon metabolic process; protein homotetramerization
Cellular component (GO): cytosol
Molecular function (GO): identical protein binding; glycine N-methyltransferase activity; S-adenosyl-L-methionine binding
Source: RefSeq, a predicted model, not a curated record
UCUCCUUAAUACAGAGCUUUGUAUCUUUUAUCAAUUUUUAGAUAAGAUUUUAAUAUUUUCUUGUAAACAAGCUGACGCAAGUGAUUGUUAUAAAAAUGGAAAUAAGAAGUUAUGUCAGAGCAUCAACCACUAAACCAUACUUCACGACUGACAUCUGAAUUUUCCGCAGGUGGCAUAAUCCUGACAGAAUAGGACUGAAAUCUAAGCAGCUGCAGUUUAAUAACGAAAGUAGUUAGCAAUGGUCGAUACUAUAUUCCGUCCGCGUUCCUUGGGGGUUGCUACAGAAGGUCUGCCUGAUCAAUAUGCUGAUGGGAAAGCUGCAAAAGUUUGGGAGGUCUACAUAGGAGAAAAGAAUGAUCGUACUAAGCAUUAUAAAGACUUUUUACUUGAACUUUUGAGGAAACAUAAUUGCAAGCAUUUACUAGAUGUCGCCUGCGGUACAGGGAUUGAUUCUAUACUGCUUUUAGAGGAAGGUUUUCAAAUGAUGAGUGUCGAUGCCAGUGACAAGAUGCUGAAGUAUGCACUCAAGCAGAGAUGGAUUCGCAGGAAAGAACCUGCAUUUGAUUCUUGGGUGAUCGAAGAAGCUAACUGGUUAACGUUGCCGGAGGAUAUCCACAAGCCUGAUGGAGGUUUUGAUUGCGUGAUAUGCUUGGGAAAUUCUUUUGCCCACUUGUUUGAUUUGAAAGGUGAUAUGUCUGACAUCAAGCUAGCUAUACAGAACUUCCAUGAAAUGAUAAAACCAAAUGGCUAUCUCCUAAUUGACCACAGAAACUACGACUAUACUCUGAAGCAUGGAAAAACACCAGCUAAAAGCAUUUAUUACAACAGCAAACACAUAAAGGAUAUCCAGACUUCUAUACUCUAUGUUGGUGAAAAGCCUACAAUGGUUAUGUUGGAUUACACGAUGGAUAUUUCUGACAUUAUCGGUAGCUUUGACCAUACUGAUAGUGAAUACACUAAGAAGGGACGCUACCACGGCACACCAGUUGACCAUUUUCGAUUAUCUUAUUAUCCUCAUAAAUUGGACUCUUUCACUAAGCUUUUGAAAGAAGUAUUUGGUGAAAACACUCUGCAUCAUGUAUAUGGUGAUUUCAAACCCCUGAAUGAAGUGGAAGAUCCAGCAUUUUUUAUUCAUUUUAUUCAGAAAAAAGGUUCUGAAUAAUAGUUUUAAAAAUCUCUGACAUUGUUGUAAAAUGUUGUUGAUUAUAUUUUUUUUUUGUAUGUGUGAAAGUAAUAUAUUCAAGUAUGAAUGCUUAUAUUUUAUUACUGCGUGUUUAUGCAUGUACUUUAUUGUGUUAUAUUAACACAGUGGGAUUACUUUAAUUUUUUUUCUUUUUCUUGUUUUCUGUUUUAGUUGAUCUUAUACAAUUUGAAAUGGCUGUGAAUAAAAUUUUUGUGAAUGACAAAA